This is a messenger RNA of Coprinopsis cinerea okayama7#130, 1269 nucleotides long. RefSeq lists its product as hypothetical. The record is from RefSeq and is a predicted model, not a curated record. Bases 1 to 1269 code for a protein of 422 amino acids. The transcript is spliced from 3 exons. NCBI's taxonomy places the organism in Eukaryota, Fungi, Basidiomycota, Agaricomycetes, Agaricales, Psathyrellaceae.
AUGACCACAGACUCAGGAAUGUCCUCUCCAUUCCCUAAUGAACUGGUCGACAUUGUUAUCCGGCAGCUCGCUGCAGAGGAGGACAGCAAAUUCCUUUCUGCAGCCGCCCUGGUGAACAGAAACACCGCCUCCAUCGUCCGAAAGCUCCGUUUCAGCGUUUUGGCUCUGGGACCUCAUCGCGGGGAGGAACGCUGUGCUCGCCUUUGGGACCUGAUACAGACCAACCCAACGCUGGUGCACAACGUGGAGUCAUUGACAUUGAUAGACGAUUCGAGCGAAGCGGACGAGGUGAACGCGCCGAGCUGCGGGUGGGUUACCACGGAUUCCACGUACACGAAAUUGGGAGACGUCCUGAAGGCUCUGGCGGGGAACCUGACUACUCUGGAGGUUCAGUCAUCGUGCCUUCAGUGGCAUUAUGUCGAAGAAGACGUGCAGGAAGCUCUAUUUGACCUCUUUGCGGCCCCGACGUUGACGACCCUGCGGUUGGUUGGGAUUCUGGGCAUGGAGAUCACGCCUAUCCUCGACUGCAGCAAUCUCAAGCGGUUGUCGUUAAAGCGCGUAACGAUCAUAGAGAACGAAGAGGACCUUGAAGCUGAAGAAGAGACGCGGCCGGAUGGGGAGGUGGGCCAGUUGGAAGUCCUCGAGGUUGUUGAGUCCGACGAAUGGGCUUUUUAUUUCCUCGUGUCCUCCCUUCUGCGCGCCGACGCAAAGUUGUCUCUUCGAAAUCUUCAGAGGCUGGUCAUCGCUAUGGAAAACCCGCGCAAAUCUUCUCCAAAUACGACUGUGCUGGAUAAGGCACUGGACCAACUUGCCGGUAUCCCGCUUAAUUCUCUCCGCGUAGAACACGCGUCGCACCCUUCCUUUCAAAUUGACCAGAGGACUUGUGUAUUCACCAGGUGGCCGAAUCUUCGUUCGCUGGAGAUCGCUGUCAAACCUUUAAAUGGGGUAGAGUCGUGGAUAUCGCCAGUCUCACAAGCACUGCACCGAAUGAGAGCUCUCGAGGAUCUGACGUUGGAAGUAGAUCACUCUGAUCUAAGACCGCAUGCGACCCAGAGGAUUGGUGUCUGGCAGGAGUUGGAGUCGGUCUUGAUGCUGCGAGACUCGUUCCGGCGUCUCGUUGUGAUCAUCAACAUGGAUAAAUCUUUACAGGAGCACGCGGCCAUGGAGGAUACGCUGAAAUCAUGCAUGUCUUCCCUUUUCAAGGACGGGAAGGUUCAAGUUAUUGUCAAGUGGAGACAUGUUCAGAUGAAGACGUCCAGGGCUGUUUGA